Messenger RNA from Talaromyces stipitatus ATCC 10500, 762 nucleotides. RefSeq names its product transposable element tc3 transposase, putative. Bases 1 to 762 code for a protein of 253 amino acids. Gene Ontology annotation, biological process: DNA transposition; DNA integration. Gene Ontology annotation, molecular function: DNA binding. NCBI's taxonomy places the organism in Eukaryota, Fungi, Ascomycota, Eurotiomycetes, Eurotiales, Trichocomaceae. The transcript has 2 exons. The record is from RefSeq and is a predicted model, not a curated record.
AUGCCUACCACCCCAGAGCCUACUACAGCCCAAGAAGCUGCUCCAGCAGCAGCUUCUAGAGAAGAAUCAAAGCCCUAUUCUAUACGGCUUAAUAGGGAUGACCGGAUUCGCAUAUUAACACUACGGGACGCUGGAUUCACGUAUCUGGAGAUCGCUACAAUGCUCCAUGUUACACAUGACCAAGUGCAAUAUACGUGUCAAAGCCAACGUGCUACGCCUAAAAAGGCCCGAGGCAAGACUCCAAAGCUCUCCGAAGAAGAUGUCGACCGGAUUAUUGAAUGGAUAAGCUCUUCAAAGCGUACGCGCCGUAUGCCUUAUUAUAAGGUCGUACAUGAGCUUAAUCUUCCAGUUGGAGCUACGGCAUUAGCCCGAGCGCUUAAAAAACGAGGAUAUACUCGUUGUAAAGCUCUACGGAAGCCUCCUUUAUCAGAUGAGCAUAAACGUGUACGUCUAGCAUGGGCACUUGAGCACGUUAACUGGUCAAUUGAGCAAUGGAAUCGAAUCCUUUGGACUGACGAGACAUGGGUUACGUCAGCAUUCUCACCGGAUCUCAAUCCAAUUGAAGCUGUGUGGAAUUGGAUGAAGGAUUGGAUACAAGAACAAUAUCCAAAUGAUGAGCAGCUUUCUUAUGAUCGAUUACGUGAGGUUGUACGGGCUUCUUGGGAUGCUUUACCGGAUCAAUUUCUCAAGGAUUUGAUUGAUUCCAUGCAAGCUAGGUGUGAGGCUGUAAUUGCUGCUGAAGGUGGCCAUACCAAAUAUUAG